AUGGUGGGCCCAUCUAUAAGCUUCUGUACACUUUACGAUGCGACCGCUUACCAAGCGGGCACGGUGGCGAAGUGGCUGAGCUGCAACGGCGAGGUGUGGGGGAUGGGCCCGACCGUGGUGUUCGCCAGCGCCGCGGCCCUCUUCCUCUUCAGCGAGCUUCGGGCGACCAUCAGUACGGCAGACGGCACGCUACGGCCCAUCCUGCUAGAGAACAUCCUGAUUACACCCAGCGUCUUGCUGGAAAUAACCACGGUGGGACUCUUGGGGCGGCAAUCGGAGCUGGUGCCGCUGGGGCCACUGACGCGCUUCCUCUGCCACCAGCAGCCCCAGAUCCACAUCACCGUCUGCUGGUUCCUCGCCCUCUGCUACGCCGAUUACGUCAGGAAGCACUACUGCCGCAGGUUUAGGGUCCCCUACUUGGAGCAAUGGCAAGCCGAAUUACAAGAGUACGCAGCGAGAGGAAUGAACCGGACGGUAGAGAGGAUGCAAAGCUUCGUAGCAAGUGUCCAACAGCGGCUACGCAGCUACGAACCGACGCCGCCGCCCAACAUCAUUACCCAGACG
Molecule: messenger RNA, 564 nt
Organism: Iphiclides podalirius (scarce swallowtail)
Lineage: Eukaryota; Metazoa; Arthropoda; Insecta; Lepidoptera; Papilionidae
Source: the annotation of a GenBank genome assembly